UUGCCUUGUUUCUGGGGGGGAACUUGCAAGGUGCUGCACAUUAUUCGUAAACAUUGGAACGUUUGUUGAUAUGUAGACAUUUUUAUUUUAUUUUGUUUGUAGAUGUGGAUAAGGAACAUUAACUUUUGAAUUGGGGCUACUUUUGUUCCUGUGAGCUUCAGCAGUUUCUAUUUUUGCUUGUCAAUCACAACUAUGGCUCUCCGAGCGUGUCAGAGUACGACACGUCUUUUGUUAGCUAGAACUCUGAGCUGGCGAGCUGCUACUGCCCUAGUCCGGUUACUUGGAAAAAAAUAUUAUGAUAAAAAUAGCCCUUACAGCACUUCAGCUGGAAAGGAAUCAGAGAAAGUCGCCGGGCGGACGGUGGUGAAGGAGAGGAGGGGGUCAGUGGUCACCGUGGCGAUCAACCGGCCCGAGGUGCGGAACGCGGUGAACCAGGAGACGGCUGGACGGCUGCUGGACGAGCUCACGGCCUUCGACAGCGACCCCGCCCUGACUGUAGCAGUGCUACAUGGCAACGGAGGGAAUUUCUGUGCUGGUUACGAUCUGAAAGAGCUGGCCCAUCACACUGCCUCCCUCAAAUUGGAGCAAGAUGUCACCAAAGGUCCUGCUCCUAUGGGUCCCUCCCGACUGGUGUUGUCCAAGCCGUUGAUAGCAGCGGUCAGUGGCUACGCAGUGGCUGGAGGGCUGGAGCUGGCUCUGUUGGCUGACCUGAGAGUGGUGGAGGAGAGCGCUGUCAUGGGGGUGUUCUGUCGCAGAUUUGGCGUCCCCCUGAUUGAUGGGGGUACAGUCCGGCUCCCCCGUCUCAUUGGUCUCUCCCGGGCUCUGGACUUGAUUCUGACUGGACGACCCAUUGGGGCACAGGAGGCCUUAGCCUUCGGAUUGGCUAACAGAGUGGUACCGGAUGGCCAAGGAGAUUUGGAUGUCAUCCAGUGCUUUCAUGUGGCCCAGGGAACAAAGUGGCUUGGCUCAAGCACAGAGAGGCAGGAAGUGCAGGAAGAAGGGAGGAUGCACCAGCAGUAGCUGUAACUGAAUAGCUGCCAAGUGCCCUAUGCUAAUCUCUGCAGGCAGCUCUGGAGCUAGCUGAGCAGAUCAGCACCUUCCCCCAGCAGUGCAUGCGUGCAGACCGCUCCUCUGCCCUCUAUAGUGCCUACGAUGCCCCCUCCUUCAGCUUGGCCUUGCAGUACGAGAUGGACCACGGAGCGCCAAUCAUCCAGACUGAGUCUGUCGCCGGGGCAACCACGUUCAGCUCAGGGACAGGAAGAGGCGGGAAAUUCUCCUCAAAGCCCUAGUAACACUUUAUUUAGGUAUGCUUAUAAACAUGACUACAUAAUGUAUGCCUAUGUACACUACAUGACCAAAAGUAUGUGAACACCUACUCGUCGAACAUCUCAUUCCAAAAUCAUGGGCAUUAAUAUGGAGUUGGUCCCCCCUUUGCUGCUAUAACAGCCUCCACUCUUCUGGGAAGGCUUUCCACUAGAUGUU
Molecule: messenger RNA, 1482 nt
Organism: Salmo salar (Atlantic salmon)
Lineage: Eukaryota; Metazoa; Chordata; Actinopteri; Salmoniformes; Salmonidae
Source: RefSeq, a predicted model, not a curated record